Molecule: messenger RNA, 3387 nt
Organism: Pelmatolapia mariae (spotted tilapia)
Lineage: Eukaryota; Metazoa; Chordata; Actinopteri; Cichliformes; Cichlidae
Gene: loxl3b
Product: lysyl oxidase-like 3b
Exons: 15
Coding region: 254-2692 (812 amino acids)
Biological process (GO): collagen fibril organization; peptidyl-lysine oxidation
Cellular component (GO): membrane
Molecular function (GO): protein-lysine 6-oxidase activity; copper ion binding
Source: RefSeq, a predicted model, not a curated record
GUUCCGUACCCUCCUCCUCCUCCUCGGGUGAGGGCAGCUGCCAAUUUACGGACAACAACGUUUGAAGAAGUCAUUGGCCGAAGGUGGACCACUGCCCUACAAAUGAAACCUGUGUCUGAUGGAGGGGACGAUUUAGCACAAGAACUGGGAUUUUAUUCUUCCUCUGGGUUCAGUUAAUAAACUUCAGGACACAUCUCCCUCUCUCCAUUAGACCCUCUGUAACCUUUACACCGUGGCAAUAUAAGCUGAAAUAAUGGAUAAAUCAAGAUACAAGCAGCAGUUAGCAUUCAGCCUCCUGCUUGGGUUAUGGUUGCCUUACUGUUUAACUCAAACUACACCGUCAAACACCGUCACGUCAAAGCCCACACUGACACCGACACCAUCCCCAUCCCCCCGGCCCGAAAGACUAAAGGUCAGACUGUCUGGAUAUCCUCGAAAACACAACGAGGGACGGAUAGAGCUGUUCUACAAGGGAGAGUGGGGAACCAUCUGUGAUGACGACUUCACGAUAGCUAACGCCCACGUACUUUGCCGCCAUCUGGGCUUCGUCUCAGCCACAGGAUGGACCCACAGUGCUAAAUAUGGCAAAGGCCAAGGAAAAAUCUGGCUGGACAACGUGCAGUGUCACGGAGGUGAGAAGAGCAUCGAAUUCUGCAAGUCCCGUGGCUGGGGCAACAGCGACUGCACUCACGAUGAAGAUGCCGGAGUUGUCUGCAAAGAUGAGAGGAUACCCGGCUUCGUGGACUCGAAUGUUAUUGAUGCACAAGUUGAUCAGAACAAAGUAGAAGAGGUGCGACUCAGGCCAGUGGUUGGCGUGGCCAAAAAGAAGCUGCCCAUCACGGAAGGUGUGGUGGAGGUGAAAUACAAAGAUGGCUGGGCACAGAUCUGCGAUGUAGGCUGGACAGCCAAAAACACCCGCGUGGUCUGUGGCAUGCUGGGGUUCCCUCAUGAGAGGAAGGUCAACAAAAACUUCUACAGGUUGUAUUUGGAACGUCAGAAGAACAACUUCCUUCUUCACUCUGUGGCAUGUACAGGUACAGAGGUCCAUCUGGCCGCCUGUCCGCUGGAAUUCAACAAGCCAAACGCCACAUCCUCCUGCACAGGCGGCAUGCCGGCUGUCAUUAGCUGCAUGCCGGGGCCGCUGUUCAUGCAAAACAGCGGUUUGAAAAAGAAACUGAAAAUUUCGACCAAUGUGAGGCUGAAGGGAGGUGCCAAGGUAGGCGAGGGUCGGGUCGAGGUGCUGAAAGACAACGUGUGGGGGACUGUGUGCGACGACCGCUGGAAUCUGCUGUCGGCCAGCGUUGUCUGCAGGGAGCUCGGCUUUGGCAGCGCCAAGGAGGCUCUCACCGGUGCUCGCAUGGGUCAAGGAAUGGGUCCAAUCUACAUGAAUGAGGUGAAGUGCCUCGGGCAGGAGAGGUCCAUCUGGGACUGCCCCGUUAAAAACAUCACAUCAGAGAACUGCCAGCACUCGGAGGACGCUGCUGUUCGCUGCAACGUGCCUUACAUGGGCCUCGAGACCUCGAUCCGAAUCACAGGAGGACGAACCCGCUAUGAGGGCCGUGUCGAGGUGCUGACCUCAGACCCUAAUGGGACACAGAGCUGGGGUCUGAUCUGUGGUGAAAACUGGAGCACCAAGGAGGCCAUGGUGGCCUGUAGGCAACUGGGCUUGGGCUACGCUAACCAGGGCCUGCAAAUCCGGAUAGUGGGCGGCCGGAGCAGUUAUGAGGGCCGGGUGGAGGUUCAGGUUGGGUCCAAGUGGGGCACAGUGUGCAGCACAGGCUGGACCACAAAGGAAGCCAUGGUGGUUUGCAGGCAGCUAGGGCUCGGCUACUCCAUGCAUGCCAUCACUGAAACCUGGUACUGGGACAGCAGUAAUGUGACAGACAUGGUGAUGAGCGGUGUGAAGUGCAUGGGAAAUGAGAUGGCUCUGAGUCAGUGCCAGUACCACAAAACUGUCAGCUGCCAGAGAGCGGCAGCAAAGUUUGCAGCGGGAGUAAUCUGCUCAGAGACGGCCUCUGACCUCGUCCUGAAUGCAUCUCUGGUUGAGCAGACAGUUUAUAUCGAGGAUCGCCCUCUGCACAUGCUCUACUGCGCUGCAGAGGAGGACUGCCUGUCUAAAUCAGCUGCGAAGGCCAACUGGCCAUACGGACACCGGCGCUUGCUCCGUUUCUCCUCUCAGAUUCACAACAUCGGCCGCGCUGACUUCAAGCCAAAGGCUGGACGGCACUCGUGGGUGUGGCACGCCUGUCACGGCCACUACCACAGUAUGGAUAUAUUUACCCACUAUGAUUUGCUGAAUGCCAACGGUACCAAAGUGGCAGAGGGACACAAAGCCAGUUUCUGUCUGGAGGACACAGACUGUCAAGAAGGCAUUUCUAAACGAUACGAGUGCGCCAAUUUUGGCGAUCAGGGCAUCACCGUGGGCUGCUGGGAUUUGUACCGUCAUGACAUUGAUUGCCAGUGGAUUGACAUCACAGACAUCAAACCUGGAAAUUACAUUAUGCAGGUUGUAAUCAAUCCAAACUAUGAAGUGGCUGAGAGCGACUUCACCAACAACGCCAUGAAGUGCAACUGCAAGUACGACGGACAUCGGAUCUGGUUCCACAACUGCCACAUUGGGGAUGCAUUGAGCGAGGAGGCAGAGAGGAGAUUUGAGAAAUAUCCCGGACAGCUGAAUAACAAGAUUUCUUAAUCGCCAGUAACUUCCCAGCAACUUAAAAACCAAAGCUGGAAUAAAGAUACACCUCACUAACUCAGAAAGAAAGACACAAACCUUUUGUCUUCAGGUGCUAAAACGGAUCCCCACCACAUAUCUCUAGAUUUGUAGUCACUGAAGCAGCGAGCGUGUGCUCUACGUGUGAAUUAUUUUACUUGAAUAUUCAAGUGGUAAUUUUUCGUGUAGUCUGAGGUGAGUGCGUGCUAUAUUUUUACUGCAAAUUAAAAUUUUAUAAAGUCAGUGAGACAGUCUCCUGUGUAUGAUCGACCUUUUAUAUUCUGUUCCGUUUAUGAGUUAUGACUGGGUUUUUUACAUUUUUUUAAUCACCACAAAGAGAAAAGCUUCAGUGUUUUUGCAGAUAUAUAUAUAUAUAUAUACAGAGAUGCUUUUAAACAGCUUGUUUAAGUAAUAACAUCUGCCUUCAUGUUUACAGUAUUUUGUGAAUGUAUUUAUUGCCAACAUGGAGGUACUAAAGAAUCAUUCUGGGUCAACAGCAGUAUUUGGACCAGUUUGAAGCCAUCGUUAACUUUAGUGCACACACGUACUUUAAUAAUCUUUGACAGAUUAAUGGGCAAAGGCCAAAGAAAGCUACAGUUACAGUUAGAUUUGUUGUAUUUACUCUGAUGUAAUCACACCUGCUGCACCAAAUAAAACAGAGAAAAACCUCCUGA